Neurospora hispaniola is the source of this 786-nucleotide messenger RNA. Its product is annotated as eukaryotic cytochrome b561-domain-containing protein. The coding region runs from base 1 to 786 and encodes 261 amino acids. The transcript has 2 exons. Gene Ontology annotation, molecular function: oxidoreductase activity. Lineage: Eukaryota; Fungi; Ascomycota; Sordariomycetes; Sordariales; Sordariaceae. The record is from RefSeq and is a predicted model, not a curated record.
AUGGCUCCCUCGGAACCAUCAACACAAUCUCCUCCUCCCCUCAGCACAACUGAUGAUGAGCCCGCUGCCCCAACGGAAAGCGAACCACUACUUGGAGGACCAGGCGACGCUCUUCAAAAGCCAGACGCUCCUAUCUUCUUGAACCUCGUUCUUGGAACAGCCUGGCUCUCCCAACUUGGCGCUCUCCUCCUUCUCAUAGCCACCUGGUCGGCCGUCUUCCUCCACAAGCUCGGCGCUCUCAUCUCUCCACACCCAUUGCUCCAAUCCCUCGGCACCUUCCUCCUCAUCCAAGCGAUUCUAGUUCUCCAACCAACCUCCACCCCCGACGCCAAACGCCUCGGCCAGCGCAUCCACGCCUCCCUCCACCUCCUCUCCUUCCUCUGCUUUGUUUCGGGAAUUACCAUCAUCGAAACAAACAAACACGUCAACCACCUCGCCCACUUACACUCUCUGCACGCCUACCUGGGCGUGAUCACUGGCACUUUGCUGUUAGCCCAGUACGUGUUUGGUAUUUGUAUCUGGGCUGUCCCCGCCGUGCUGGGAGGGGAAGAGAAGGCUAAAAGUCUGUGGAGGUAUCAUCGGUACGCUGGUUACGGACUGUUGGUGUUGGUGCUGGCUACCGUGGCCGCGGCGGCGGAUACCGAUUAUAGUCGGAAUGUGCUGAAGAUCAAGGGGUGGACAUUCGGAUUGGGGAUUGCACUGGUUGUGGUGGGAGUUUAUCCGAGGGUGCAGUUGCGGAAAUUGGGGAUCAAUACUGCUAGGCAGGAGGCCACACGUGCUGUUUAA